Molecule: messenger RNA, 4165 nt
Organism: Labrus mixtus (cuckoo wrasse)
Lineage: Eukaryota; Metazoa; Chordata; Actinopteri; Labriformes; Labridae
Gene: vegfaa
Product: vascular endothelial growth factor Aa
Exons: 7
Coding region: 607-1173 (188 amino acids)
Biological process (GO): induction of positive chemotaxis; positive regulation of endothelial cell proliferation; positive regulation of mast cell chemotaxis
Cellular component (GO): membrane
Molecular function (GO): heparin binding; growth factor activity; chemoattractant activity
Source: RefSeq, a predicted model, not a curated record
UUUAAUACCGCAUGAGGAGAAGCAGCCGCCAAGAGGAGCAGAGACCAGAGACCGGGAGGGACGAGCUUGAUCCGGGACGAACUGCUGCGGAAAAACCCGAGGCAGUGAACCAGAAACAAACGAAGAAGAAAAAAAAAACGGAUCACUUUAUAAUACCGGCAUACCCCUCCACACACACACAAACACACAGAACCACACACACAUACACACAGAGACGGUGACGGUGCGGAAUCCAUGAGCGUCAGACACACCGGUGCGUAAAGUUGUCCUCCGCGCUCUUCUCUGUGGACGUUACCCGGUUACCCACGGUUUGUGAUUGGAUCGCGGUUUUCCCCAGAGCUCCGGGUCCCCGUCUGGAUCUUACAGCCCAUCAUAAAGUCUUUGUCUGUGGAUGGUAAGGCUUCACGCGGAGCGCUGCCCGGACUCACUGUGAACGUGCCACAUGCGCGUUGGAGAAAUGGAUCUGCUUUUGCUAUAGCCAAGAUUUGCCGCGGUUUUUUAAAAUAUUCCUUUUUCCUCUUCUGAUUGUGUGUGUCAGUUGCUGUCAGAUUUAUUCACUUUUGGACGAGCGCAGACAUUCAGGACUCCUCUUGCGGAAUUACAACCAUGAACUUUGUUGUCACUUUGGUACAAAUCCUUUUGGCAGCGGUUCACCUAUCCACUGUAAAGACUGCCAGCAUUAACAAAGGACUGGACAAGAGUAAGAAUGAGGUCAUCCCUCUCACCGAGGUCAUCACUAAGAGCAUGUGUCAGCCCCGCGAGCUGCUGGUGGACAUCUUCACCGAGUACCCCGAGGACACUGAACACACCUACGCCCCCUCCUGCGUCGUCCUCAAACGCUGCGGGGGCUGCUGCAGCGACGAGGCCAUGGAGUGCGUCCCGACGGAGACGGGCAACGUCACGCUGCAGGUGAUGCGCUUCAGGCCGAUGGUGACGCAGCACCCCGUCCAUCUCAGCUUCACAGAACACCAAAAGUGUGAAUGCAGACUGAAGCAUGACAUCCCUGCAAAGAAAGAAUACCACUGUGCGCCUUGCUCAGAAAGGAGGAGGCGCUUGUUUGUGCAGGAUCCUCUCACCUGUCAAUGCUCCUGCAAAUUCACACAGUUAGACUGCAAGUCACGGCAGCUUGAGUUAAACGAGAGGACUUGCAGAUGUGAGCGCCCCCGGAGGUGAGACCGCCACACUGUAAUAAAAGGAACUUUCCUCUGCACAGCACUUUGAAACGUGACGAUGCAUUCCCCUGCAAAGACACAAAAACGACGACGCGAGAGAGAGAGAGAGAGAGAGAGAGAGAGAGAGAGAGAGAGAAGGGACUGUGAGGACGCGGCUCUCCAACUGUCUGUCUGACGCCUGAAGAUAUUAAUAUAUAUGUACAUAUAUAUACACGUACAUCGACAAUGUGUAUCGCUGCUACAUGAAACACGACACUAUUUAAAGCAAACGAGUGCGCCGCCGGCGUGUGAACGCGACCUGCUCAUCUGUGGAAGAAAACCGUAAUUUGAGUGUAACAUUUCACUGGAUGCUGGACGCUGCAGAGAGGAGGAAAUAUUAAGAAGACGACUCGCCUCCCGGCUCUGACGGAGAACGAGGAGGAGGAGGAGGAGCUGCUGAAGUUACAGACUUUUUCCCUCUGUGACAUGAUGUGAAGUUUUGUCUCUGCUGGAUGAGAAAACACUAAAAAACUGACUCUCAGAAGUGAUGGGGGGGACAUUGGUUACCAUGGAGACGGAAAAUGUGAAGCUUACCUUUUGGGGGGUUAAAAAAAACAAAACGAUUCCUGUUAGUGUUUUUAAUGUGGUUAAUGUUGGAGAGUCAAAAGGUUACAGGUAAAGAGCCACUUCUUGAUCCUGGCUCCGCCCCCCUUCAUGUAGCCCCUCCCUGUUUUGGGGGGAACAGAUUUGUGUUUUUUGUGCACAGUUUAUUUUUUUUGUUUUGUUUCCCUGUGUGAGGUGAAAUCACUGCAGGUGUACACAGAGAAAAACCCGACAGGCUGAUCUCAGACCAGAUCAGCGUCUUCCUUAUUUAACUCUUUGUGUUCCAAAGAACGACCUGUGUGCCGCCUGUGACGACCCCCCCCCCCCCCCCCCCCCCCCCCCCCCCAGUCUAAUUUAUAGAGUAUGUUCAGUAUUUAUAUGCAGUGUUAUGUUUGUGUUUUGACUGUCGACUCUGCGAGAGAGACUGAAGCUUUGACAUUCCUGUUUAAACGGCACUGAGCUCAGCAGCCGGGGCGGUGGGGGGGUGGGGGGGUGGGGAGGGGUGACCGAUAGUAACCCCAGCACCAACAUGUGUUAGUAUGAUGCGCCAACACAGGUGGUUUUCAUCAUUUAAGGAGGGGAGGGGAGGGAUGUUAGGGGGGACAUGUGGUUUAACUCUUGGACUCGUCAUGGGAACUGAAGUGGUCUGGUUCUGCUGCUCAGAUCAGACCUGGGUUAGUCUUAAACCAACCAAUCACAGAAGUUUAUGUGUGUGUGUGUGUGUGUGUGUGUGCGGGACUGGCACAGAGAUUCUCUGACGUUAGCCGGGAGCUAACAUAACGUCUUUACUGCAGCUUUUUACAUACUCAAAGACACACACACACACAGAGACACCUCUCUCUUACCAAACAUGAACCUCACAGCCUCGGUUUAGACUCAUCAGGAAACAUGUCACGACACAAACCCGAUUUUAUUUUACAUAUUAACAAAUCCAAACAAAGGUUACCUGAGGUCUCUUUCCAUGACGAGCGGAUCUCGUGCGUUCUCGUCUGUUUUAUUAUUAACAGACACUGAACAUUUAUCCACUGUGAGAAAAACUUUAACAGGCAGAAACCCUGAGCAGAAGCAGAAUCAUUACAUGAAGAUUCAAAGUUAAAAACGAUGAAGUUAAAAGGGAACUACGUUCUGAAACCGGGAUUUAAGUUGCCGUAUCUGUAUUUGCAGUCCUGCUAGCUGCCGGUAACGUUAACUGAUCCCUCAGCCUACGAUAACUUUGAUAGUCGGGAAGUAGAAGUCCGCUGUCACUCCUGUCUUCCAGUCAAAUCAAACCAGCACUCCACAAUGUUUAUUUACUCAACAGCAUACCACCAUUCUCUUCAAAGCGUGAUGACCUGUGACGCUGCCGGCCUGCCCCAAGUGUUGCUCUGUAUCCAAGCACACGACCUGCAGCGAAGCAGCCGCUUGCAAUACACAAUAAGUGAGGCAAACGUUAAGCUUAAGAUCAGUAAUAGCACCAUGAAAUAGCAUUUUACAUGAGUGUAUUGGUCAUACAAGUAUAUAGGACACAGGCUGCAUUUUAAAUUGAAAAACUUUAUUAAAAGUGCGUCUCAUUCACAUCCUGGAGCUUUAACUCCAGUGCGUUAUAAAACAGUGUUUAUGCAAGAUUCGAGGUUUAAUUAGUAACACGCAGCCUUAACAAUCCUUUAAGAAAAGUGAGUAAAUGUUUAGAGCAAAGUGAAGCGACGUUAACUGUGUGCAGCAUUGUUAGAUAAAUAGUGAGAUCUAUUACAUAUUGUGCUCUGCAGUGUGUGUGAAGAGAGAAACGCCCAGGGUAAACUGUGAGAGAAUAAAACCACUUAAUGAUUUUAAUUUGAGGGAGUGAAGUCACAUAAAGACUCCGUCUCUGACUGACAGAACCAGACUUACUCCGCUGCUUUAAAUCGGACUCUUGCUUAAACUUAAUCAAUGAAUAAUGAGCGUUAAUGAUGAUUCUAGUUCCAGUCAGAGCUCGUUAAGGAACAGGAUCAGACAGACACGACUCUGUGAAUGUAAAACCUCAUGACACAUUUAUUUGCCCUCUGUGUGUGUGUGUGUGUGUGUGUGUGUGUGUGUGUGUGUGUGUGUGUGUGUGUGUGUGUGUGUGUGUGUGUGUGUGUGUGUGUGUGUGUGUGAGAUGGUGCGUUCACUGUCCCUCUCCUCUGUUCUAACCCUUCCCAUCACUCGGGGUCCUGACGAUGCAUUCACUGACCCUCUGUGCUGUGUGAGGCCUGGGGUUGCGUUCACUGACCCGGCUGCCGUCUCAGUGCUGAUGAAAACAUUCGAUUUGUAUUUAAUGAGUUUGUACAGCCACACAUUUUUAGUAUAUUUUCACAUUAAUAUAUUUAUUGGUGCUGUAAAAUGUUUUACUAUAUUAAUACUCUUUUUUUGUUGUUUCUAGUGUAACUAUUAAAAACAUAUUUAUUUUGAAAAUA